Molecule: messenger RNA, 1977 nt
Organism: Alternaria atra
Lineage: Eukaryota; Fungi; Ascomycota; Dothideomycetes; Pleosporales; Pleosporaceae
Exons: 1
Coding region: 1-1977 (658 amino acids)
Biological process (GO): DNA-templated transcription; regulation of transcription by RNA polymerase II
Cellular component (GO): nucleus
Molecular function (GO): RNA polymerase II cis-regulatory region sequence-specific DNA binding; DNA-binding transcription activator activity, RNA polymerase II-specific; zinc ion binding
Source: RefSeq, a predicted model, not a curated record
AUGCCUUCGAGUUCAUCGGUCACGGCACCCGGUGUUGGUAGUAGUCAAUUCUCAUUCGAAUUUGACGCUAUGAGAGCACGUAUUGCCGAACUGGAAGACAAGUUGUCGCGAGCAGGAAGUACUGCCAGCUCUGUCUUCUCGCCGCCAGCUUCGACUCCGGUGUCGACACAUACUGUGCACACUGUCAGCAGCUUUGCCUGUACAGUCGAUGUCCUUCAGGAUACUCGGAUGCCUGGUGGUGCAGCUAUUUCUCGAGGCAUUGCGCACAAGAAUCGAGUUUUUGGUCAGAGCCAUUGGAUGAAUGGUUUCGUAAUGUACCGCGAUAUCAUCGAGAUGAUGGAGCCUUAUCUCAGAAUGGGAUCAUCCAAUGUUGUUCCUAGCAUACGUAGAGCUAAGUCUUUGGCCCGGAUCAUCAAGUCGCACCGCUCUCCAACUUGGCCUACUCCACCAACGCGAGACCUUCCUCCAAAACACGUCUGCGACGAUCUUGUGGCUGGCUAUCUCCGCACCAUGGAGACAACAUACCGCGUAUUGCACGUCCCAAGCUUCAAGCGCAUGUAUGAAUACAUGUGGACAAGCGGUCCAGAAUCUAGCAUGGCAUUCAUAGUGAUGCUGAAGUUAGUCUUGGCCAUUGGUGCGAUGAUAUACGAUGACAAGGUGUCUAUGCGAGCCGAAGCGGUACGAUGGGUCUUCGAGGCGCAGACCUGGCUAUCCUCGCCCUUCUUCAAAUCACAACUUGGUGUUCAGUAUCUCCAGAUUAGCAUCCUUCUUCUCCUUGCACGAGAGCUUGUCGAUGUAGGCUCAGAAUUGGUUUGGAUCUCUGUAGGUACAGUAUUCCGAGCAGCGGUGUACAUCGGUCUCCACAAAGAUCCGUUGCAACUGCCGAGAACAACGACUCUUGAAGCCGAGAUGCGCCGUCGGAUUUGGAACACGAUUCUCGAGCUGUCACUUCAGAUGAGUAUGGAAUCUGGUGGGCCACCGUUCUUCUCACUGGACGAUUACAACACAGCGCCACCGAGCAACUUCGACGAUGAGCAGCUUGUAGAUGCAGAUCCCAUUGCAAGAGCAGAGGGUGUGUAUACGCAUACAUCCAUCUCUGUAGCUCUUCGCAAAACCCUUCCAGCUCGUCUUGCCGUGCUCAAAUUCCUUAAUGACAUCAAUUCGACUGGAACGUAUGAGGAGACGCUUCGCAUCGAUUCAGACCUGAGAGCCGCACACAGGCUCUUACGUCGCACCAUUCAAGCAUACGCCGCAUCUGCCACCUUGUCUCCUUCGCAGUUUACACUGCAAGCUGUCGAAUUCAUUAUGCAGCGCUAUGUCACCUGUUUGCAUCUUCCAUUUUUCGCUUCCGCACUUAACGAUCCGGUCUACGCCUAUUCGAGGAAAUCUACUGUCGACUCGUCGCUCAAAAUCUGGAGUAUGGCGUGCCCAGGUAUGAGUGGUAAUACGUAUUCUUCUAAGGAGACGGACCUAGCUCGCCUGUGUCGAUGCACAGCGGGUUUCUUCCGAAUGUACGCCUUUCACGGGGCGACAUUUCUGGCUACUGAACUGCGGAUGCGGAUACAAGAGGAUGAAGACGAUCUAGAUGCGCUGCCGCCACCUCUACAGAACAUUGUUGAUGAUGCUGCAAAUUGGUAUCUCCGGUGCAUUCAAGCCGGCGAAACAGGUAUGAAAGGCUACCUUCUACUGCGUCUCAUUGGCGCAUGGAUCGAGGCGACAAAACACCAUAUGGACAGAUCGGAGUUGCCUGCACUACUGGUGGACGCGUCGGAACAAGCUGCUGGAAUUUGCAUACCGAUCUUGGAGGGCUUGGCUGGCAGUCAAGAGCCGUGUUCUGGUACUACUGGUAUGAGUGGAAUCGGUAUGGAAGAUUUUGAUUUCCAAUUCUCACCAGAGUUCACGGAGGAUUGGGAUAUGCUCAUGUCGGGUACUUUCAACAUGGACGAGAUGGGGACUUUGGACGCGUUCUUGUCGUGA